Guillardia theta CCMP2712 is the source of this 768-nucleotide messenger RNA. RefSeq lists its product as hypothetical. Lineage: Eukaryota; Cryptophyceae; Pyrenomonadales; Geminigeraceae. The record is from RefSeq and is a predicted model, not a curated record. The annotation marks the transcript as partial. The transcript has a single exon.
GACUUCAUCAUGUCUUGUAGCAUCAGGGAGCGUAGAUCGAGCAUGAUCAUCCUCUUCGGAGGGACUUCAGGGUGCGGCAAGUCGACGCUCGCAUCCCUCACGGCCAGCAGGCUGGGGAUCACGACCGUCUUGUCUACCGACUUCAUUAGGCACAUGCUGCGCAGAGAGGUCAGCAAGGAAGACUCUCCUAUCCUCUACGCGAGCACCUACAACGCUGGCGAGUCACUCGAAGAAGAGGUGAAGUCUUCCCUUCAGGAUCCCAAGGAUCUCGUUCUCCGAGGGUACUCGGAGCAGAGUCGCCUUGUCUUCGACCGGCUGGAGAGCGUCAUCGCCGUCUACGAGGCCAGGAGGGAGCCGCUCAUCGUGGAGGGGGUUCACCUGACCAUGGAGAACAUCGCAGCGCUCAUGGAGAAGCACCCGUCCUGCAUCCCCUUCCUCAUCUACAUCUCCAACGACGUCAAGCACCGAGAGAGAUUCGCGGUCAGGGCCAAGUACAUGGCGCUCGACUCGCGGUCCAACCGCUACAUCAAGUUCUUCGAGAACAUCAGGUGCAUCCAGACGGCACUGAGCGAGGGAGCGGACCGGUACCUGAUCCCAAAGAUCGACAACACCAACGUCGAUCGGUCCCUGGCCACCAUCCAUGCCAUCGUGAUCAAGUGCCUGCGGAAGCACUUCAAGGGGAAAGUCUUGUGGGAUGCCGGAGAGAAGAAGGUUCAGGUGAUGCACGAGGCCAUUCAGCACCACCUGGAGGACGCCUGGUCCUCCAAG